GAUGAACUCUUGGAGACGCGUAGCACCCGAGCUCAAACCGCGAUUUUGCGAAACAGCAUACAGAGUCCUUGAAGAGUCCUUGAUUUGCAUGUAGCAUGAUGGGAGUGAUUGGGUGAGAAAGCAGUUGCUGUUCAUGGAGCGGCAUCCAGCUGUGGUGUGGACUUUCCUGCUGGGGGCUGGACUUGCCCUAGCAUUCUGCAUUGCAACAUCCCCGGCCUUUCCCCGGCCCCCACAACUGAUCGGCUGCGUGUUCAUACAUCUAGUAAAUGUCACCUGCCACUGGGAGCCCGGAGACACACCGACAACAAAAUACACUCUGCAGGUUCAGAGGAUGUCUAGCUAUGCAACAGCGACAUUCACCUGCACCACCCGUGACACCAGCUGCACUCUGGGACUCAAUAAUUCAACCACGAGGAUUGAGUAUUGCAUCACCAUCACAGCACACAGUGGAAGCCAGAGCUUUCCAUCGAAUCGUCGAUGUCAGCCCGGUAGGAGAGAAGUGAUGCUGCCUUCAGCCAGUUUGAACAGCGUAACAGCAGUUCAUGGUUUUCCUGAGUGUCUGAAUGUAACUUGGAGCCGCAACUCGACUGAAUUUCCUGUGUCUAACUCUGAAAUCAGGGCGGGAGAUCUGAAUUCACAAAUAGAGAUUAAAUCACAGGAGCAGCUUGAUGUUCAGAUCAGACAUGUGACAGUGAAUAGUUACACGUUCCUGGUUUGUCUCCUCAAACCUGAUACAGCAUAUGUCAUCAGGCUUCGCCACCGCUACCUUGGCCCAUCUAGUCCAUGGAGCCCAUGGAGCAAACCACAUCAGGGAAGGACAGGAGAGGAUGCUCCAUCUGCAGCACCAGUAUUCUGGAGGCAAGUGAAACAAACUAACAGCAAUGGAUGGAGACUUGUCUCUCUGCUUUGGAAGCCCUUGCCUCAUAUUCUGGCCAAUGGCAAAGUUCUCUUUUACAAUGUGACUUGCCAGACAAAAAACGCUCAGCUCUUGAGAGAUCAUGGGAACUGCAACGACUUGGACCAUUUGAGUACGUCCUGUAGCUUGCAUCUUCCUGCUGCACAUUGCUCCUGCACUUUGACUGCCUCCACCUCUGCUGGCACUUCACCAACAUCCAGGAUUUCACUCCACGGAGCCUCUGAAACAGAGCCACCAUCCCUGAGUCACGUCACCGCAAGUCCUCUGAAUGACAGUUGCUUGGAGGUUCGCUGGAGGCCUCUAACUGAUCCAUUUGUGACCAGUUAUGUGGUGGAGUGGUUUGCUGUCAGAGAGCAAAACAGCAGUAUGUUACACUGGGAAAAGCUGAAUCGUUUCAGUAAAUCUCUGGUCAUCACAGAGGGAUUAAAGCCGAUGGAGCGUUAUGCUAUUUCUGUGAGAGCUCUGUAUGGUGAACAAGGAGUGGGGAAAAACACAACACUCUACGCUUACACACGACAAGGAACACCCUCAGUUGGUCUUAACAUAAAAGUACUGCAGAUCUCAGGCAGAACAGUGGAGCUCACCUGGAGUCCUAUACCUGUGGAGCUGCUUCAUGGUUUCCUCUGCAACUACACACUGCACUAUAGAACCAGAGACCAGCCAGCAAGGAGUGUUUUUGUGCCUGCUCACGCUCACUGGUACACUCUGGAGAAUCUGUCACCUGGUAACUACGCCAUCUUCAUGCAGGCCAAUACUGAGGCUGGCGCUGGAGCAUUUGGGACUGUGGCUAAUGUGCAUAUAGGCUCUGAGGAAAUCUCGACAGUGAUGUAUGUGGUCAUUCCGCUCAUGCUGACUAUAUUGGCACUGAUGCUGAUGGCCUGCCUGGCACAGCAUAGGAUUGUGAAAGAGAAACUGUGUCAAGAUGUGCCUGACCCUUCCAACAGCAGCUUGUCCCACUGGGUUCCUAAAACUACCUUAGAGAGUAUGAAUCCUCUCGUGCUACCGGAGAAGCCUGCAGUCAGAUACUCUGAAGUCAUUGUGCUUAAUGAACUGCAGAACUCAAACCUGGAUCAGGACCACAGCUGUCAGGGCAUCUGUAAUCUGCAAACAUAUUCUAGUCUCCAGUCUACUCUUAAAGUUAGAAUAUCAGGGAAAAAAUUAACCAGAAGCUCUGCCACUGAGCUCUCCCCCUGCUCCUCAUCCUACUCCAGUGUCAUCAUAUCCAAACCUCUCCAAAAUCCUCCUGAACCCCUUUUGCAUCCCUCCUCUCACCAAUACAACUGUCAGGAUGACACAGGUGGCGUCACUGACGUUAAACUGCAGCUAGGUGGAGCCAGCGAGCCAUCUGAGUCACAUUCCAAAGAUAAACCAAAAACCUCACAUCUUUUUCUGCAGCAGCAUCAAAUCCCUGCUUCCUUCUCUGACUUAAGCAGUGUACCUCGUUCCUCUGUUUUACUUUCACACACAGAUGAAGUCAGUUCACUCAAGCUUCCCUUUUCUCAAAGCAGCUUUAAUCCUUUGCUCCAACCCAACAACUUUAGUCACCGCAGUGAUUCUACAUCAUUUUCACAGUUUCUGCCUUCUGUCUUUGUGGAUUUAUCCUAUUAUCCCGUGGAGUGUGAACCUUACCUCUCCUUGUAGGCUCUGUGUCAUGGAAGGGAAGUACAUAAUAUUUAUUCAUUUUUCAUCAUUCAUAAUUUUCAUUAUAAUUUUUUAUUUAUACAUAAAGGCGUUUUCAUCCAUAUAUCGAUUUUAUUCUGCUUAUCCAAUUCAGGGUUGGGGGAUCAGAUCAAAAGUCUGUUGUAGGACUAACACAGAGAAGUAUUCACACUCACAGCCGGUCUAAAAUCACCAAUUAGUCUAACCCCGUGAAUGUCUUUGGGAGGAAAGUGGAGUACCCAGAGAGAACAUGCAAGCUCCACACAGCAAGGCCCCAGCCAGCCAGUGAAUUUGAACCCUUAUUUCUUGGUUUGCACUGUUGCUAAUGACUGCAACACCAUGUUGCCUCCUAUUCAGACAACUCAGAAAAUAUAGCUUUGAUUUUCUCUUACUUUUUAUUUAAUACUCGUGUAAUGUACAGGUAAGAUUUAAAUUAUUAUGAGUUUAAAAAUUGGUAAGGUCGCUUGACCCCAGUUUACUUAACAUGGAGCUUUUCAUGCAACUGGGAAUUUUACAAUGAUGGGAACGUUCUCAAGCUUUGGUUAGGGAAUCUUUCCCAUCAAAAAUAAUGUGAUUGCUUGCCAAAAAUAAAUAAUAGUUUGACAUUUGGGGAAAUGCACUUAUAUGAGUUGAGAAAAUGGGUGCUUCUUUCAUGUCUGUUCAGUAAAUGUGAAGCUACAUUCUACAGUAGCAUCAAAAGUGGAAACAGAGUGUAACAGCUGGCCUGGCUCUAUGAAGAACAUCUUUUUAAUUUGACAUGAUAAAUACAAGCAGUCAAAGGGAGGAUGGAUUUUUUUUCCUAGAUAUGUAAAUACUGUCAUUUGUGAUUGAUUUGUUAUUUUUCUGUAUAUUUUUGAGCAUUAUGAAGUUUUUUGCUUAUCUUACUAAUCUUCACAUUGCGUGUUCUGGCUGUAAAUGCUGAGGAAUGUAAACACAAACUGCUGCCUGUGUUUUGUUUUUUUACAGUGGUGUUUGAGAUUGCUUUUAUAGUUUAGUAUUUUCAGUGAAGUGAGUUAAGCUUGUUGGUAUGAUAUAGUUGAAAAUGUUUUGACUGGAGUUUUUUGUGUGUUUCCAUAUGAAAAAGAAAAGAAAAAAAAAAAAAAAACAUACUCACUUGCCACUCUUUUAGGUACACCUGUCCAGCUGAAUAUGUAUACCUGAGAUCCUGAAAUCAUCUUAAACUGGUUUCUUCAACAUGAUAAUGCGUUCACUAUACUUAAAUGACCUCCACAGUCACCAGAGCUCAGUCCAAUAGAGCACCUUUGGGAUGUGGUAGAAUGGGAGCAUCAUGCUGUGCGAUGCUAUCAUGUCAAUAUGGACCGAAACAUCUGAGGACUGUUUCCAUCCCUUUGUUGAAUCUAUGCCAUGAAGAAUUAAGGCAUUUCUGAAGCACAUACAAGAUCUAACACAGUACUUGCAAGGUGUACCUAAUAAAGUGUCCAGUGGGUGUUCAUAUCUAUAUCUGUCUCUCUAGACAGGUCAUUUAGAUUUAGUUUUAUAUAUAAAAGACUUGAACUAGUUAUGAAUACUGUGAACAAAGACUAACUAGAUUUUUUGCCCAUUAACUGCAUUUUCUUUUUUUUUUUUUUAAUCCUUCAGCGUGUUUCUGUGUUUCUUGUUUUUCAUCAGUUUCUUUUGGUUUGUUACAGCUAGUCUGGACUCGUCAGCCACACAUUACCUAUUUUCUGUUAGACUUGCAGUUUGUAAUGUUGGCUCAUGUUUUAAAAAUUUACAAGAGUGAGACCUCGCAAAAUCCUGCUGCUGACUUGAGUUUACAGUCGCAGCAGAAUGAGCCAUCUUUGUAAUCGUGAAUACUUUGAGCUGAAUUUGUAUUUGGUUUACAUUAUUUGUACAUUUGAGAAUUAAAAUAUGCACUUCAGUGGAUGAACCAAAAACUAAGGAGUAAAACAUUAAAUAUCCUGUGUUGUAAUUUUGUGUUU
Messenger RNA from Archocentrus centrarchus (flier cichlid), 4515 nucleotides. Its product is annotated as interleukin-6 receptor subunit beta-like. NCBI's taxonomy places the organism in Eukaryota, Metazoa, Chordata, Actinopteri, Cichliformes, Cichlidae. The record is from RefSeq and is a predicted model, not a curated record. The coding region runs from base 134 to 2557 and encodes 807 amino acids. The transcript is spliced from 15 exons. Gene Ontology annotation, molecular function: protein binding.